Molecule: messenger RNA, 1656 nt
Organism: Penicillium nucicola
Lineage: Eukaryota; Fungi; Ascomycota; Eurotiomycetes; Eurotiales; Aspergillaceae
Exons: 2
Coding region: 1-1656 (551 amino acids)
Biological process (GO): transmembrane transport
Cellular component (GO): membrane
Molecular function (GO): transmembrane transporter activity
Source: RefSeq, a predicted model, not a curated record
AUGGCCUCUCCAGACCGUAUUAGCCCUGUGGAAGCCAAGUCCCAAGAAACGCAGACUCACCGUGUCCAUACCGAUGAAAUGUCGGUGACAAACGAAGAUGAUCGCGAUUUGCUGAAGUUGGGCUAUCGUGCAGUAUUGGCACGUGGCUGGGGGUCAUUUGACAACUUUGCCUGUUCCUUCUCGGCCUUGUACUGCAUUGGAGGCAUCCGUGUGUUGUUCUACAUCGCCCUCAGUGGAGGUGGGCCAGCCGCGAUAUGGAGCUCCUGGAUUUCUGGUAGCAUCUUCUCGAUCAUCACCGCUGCCUGUCUCGCUGAAGCUUGCUCGAGCUACCCCGCCGCGGGGUCUAUCUACUACUGGGCAUUCCGAUCAUGGGGUGGUGGUCGAGUUGGUCGGUUCGUCUCCUUCCUCGUUGCGGCGUGGACGUUGGUUGCGUGGACUGCCUUCUUGGCCAGUGACUCGUUUGGGGUUGCCAAUUACCUCAUCUCUGAAGUUGUCGUAUUCAAUCCGGAAACAAGCUUCCCAUAUGAGACGUCCGAUGUACGAGCCCGCGCCGUGGCCUGGGCUUUCUCAUUGUUGUUCUUGGCCAUCGCAACCGCGUUGAACUUCCUCCCACCGCGUAUGUACUCCGGGGUGUUCCGGGCGGGUUUCACGGUGAUCAUCAUCGACAUGUUGCUCAACUUCAUUUGGCUUCCCAUCGGCGUGUCCAAAACUUACGGAUUCCAAUCCGCUGAAUACGUCUUCACGUCUACAUACAAUGGUGGUGGUACGAGUCCCGGUCUCAACUGGGUUCUGUCCUGGUUCCUGGUGGGCAGCUGCUUGGUUGGACAAGAUGCGUCGGGCCAUGUUGCGGAAGAGACUAUCUCUGCGAAGAAGGCAGCUGCUAAGGGCAUCUUCUGGGCCACUGUCGCCUCCGCAUUGUGUGGUUUCCCGAUCAUCAUCUUGUUCUUGUUCUGCAUGCCACCCAUCGAGACAUUCUACAACACCAGCGCGCCCCAGCCGUUCAUCAACAUGUACGCCUUGGCGCUUGGACCACAUGCCCAUGUGGUGAUGACAAUCAUCUCAAUGAUCGGAGCUAUUCUUAAUACCUCAAUCUCCUUGGUGGCUGUUUCACGACUUGUGUUCGCCGUGGCGCGUGACGGUGUCUUCCCAUACAGCGAUUUCCUAUCGCGUGUGUCGAAAUCAAAGCAGCCUCAUAACGCGAUUAUCUUUAUCUCGACCAUCGCCGCUCUUUUGCUUUGCACACAGCUCCCGUCUCAAGUGGCUUUCUCCAGUUUGAUCUCGACUUCUGCAGCUGGAUCACUUGCAGCAUAUGGCCUCGUUGGAAUCGGUCGCGCUUUCAUCACGCGCAAAACCUUCCGCCCGGGCUUUUGGGACUUGGGUCGAUUCGGUGUUGUGGCUGCCGUUGUCACAUUCAUCUGGAACGGUUUCGCUUUUGCCGUGCUGUGCGCACCGGCUUACUCGAACCAUGCUAUCGACGAAGACUCGAGUCUGUUCAACUACGCCAUCGUCAUUAUGGGUGGUGUCACUAUCCUUGCUAUCGCUGAAUGGUGGCGCAAGUCGAACGAUGAUUGGUUCAAGCAUCUCAAGGUCACUGACUCGAAUUCCGAGGUCAACCAGCCCAUUGAGCGGGAGGAGACCAAGGAUGUUUCAGUGUGA